Messenger RNA from Lodderomyces parapsilosis, 1731 nucleotides. RefSeq lists its product as uncharacterized. The transcript has a single exon. NCBI's taxonomy places the organism in Eukaryota, Fungi, Ascomycota, Pichiomycetes, Serinales, Debaryomycetaceae. The coding region runs from base 1 to 1731 and encodes 576 amino acids. The record is from RefSeq and is a predicted model, not a curated record.
AUGAUUCCCCUGGAUCAAUCGUUUAUCAAUUUGUUUUACGUGGAAGCAAUUUUAUCCCUUGUGUUCAUAGCCUCAGUCAUACUAAUUUGUCUUAAUCUAAGAUCUCCCUCCAUCAAUCGUAACAGCCAUAUCAGUCCCGAGAAGGAAAAACUCAAUUCAAUUGAACUACGAAGCCUUCAAUCAUCAGAUAUACUAAAUGUGAUAACGAACCCCAGUUGUCCAAUUGUUGUUUCAUUUGAAUUAAACCAUACUGUUACUGCGUGGUCGCCGAGCUCUAAUGAAAAGCACAUCCUCGCAACAGAUAUAUGGCCGGUAAACCACAUUGCCAUCAGUGAUGAUGGAGUGUAUAUUAUCUUAAUCUGUUUCAAUAAGCAUUCAAUUUAUUGCUACAAGAACUUUCAAUUGAAAUGGAUACAACAGCAUCCUAGUAUAAAUCGAAGUACAAAAGUAUUGGAGUCCUUUUUCAGGCAUAAAACAGUUCCCGGGUUCUUGGCGAGGAAAUUACUUAGGGCCAAGCGUGGGAGCUCAAGCACGCUAGCGACUGAAUCGCAUAGCGCUAUAAUUCGUUGUCCAGAUUCCCCUAUACUAACAACCACCCAAACAUCGCCAUUUGCUGCACCACUUUCGCCGUCAUCGCGUACAAAUCCAGCUUCAAAGACUAAAUUAGAAAAUAUACCAGAAGACUUUGUGUUGGUGCUCAAUAAUGGUACGGUGUUGGUCAUCUCUGGUGAUGAGGGUUCUGUGGAUGAACAAGUUUUUGAACCGUUUACCGCUGCUGCUAAAGUUAAAACACCCAGAGUUAAUGACAAGAUUGUUUGUCAAAAAACCACUGGAGAAUUCAUUGUUGGAAUUGUGGUCAACAACAACUUUGUGUUUCGAGAGUUUCCUGUUAAAGUGUUUACUAAUGGGAGCUACAUGGUGACAACAAUGAAGCAAUCACAUAAGCUCAACCCACCUGUGAUGAUCCCGAUUGAGUUUAUUGGUAUGAUUGUGUCUGUUUGUGACUUUACCGCAAGCUUAAUCGAUGUUCAAACUGGCAUUGUGUUGAAAACGUUCAACAUUGGCCAUUUCAAACCAGGUACGUUCAAAGUUGCACAUUCACAACCAACACAUUGUAAAUUUUGCGGUUGUGUAUCAGUUACUUCAUUAUCAUUGGUGUACGAGGAUGACUCUGGCAUUUUAAUUGCCCACACAUACAAGAUUGACCUGCAAAGAUCGAAGAACAGUAUAUGCCUUCGUGCUGAAAGAGAUCCGAGAGAGAUUCGAUGUCUUGGUUUUAGCGCUGUUUGUGAAAGUCAAUAUUGGUAUGAAGAUAUAAAGUGUUGGCAAGUUAGUGAUGUGAAUAUGGUUAUCGGAUUCGAAAAGAUCAAAUGUCAAGAUAAAGCUUCGUCGACAAAGCCGAAUGCAUCAUCUGCAGUAUUUGAGAAUCAAGGGCUCACUUCACUUCGUCAACGAAACACGAAAUCAAAUGCCGCCGCAAGAGAAUCAUACGAAGGAUUCAUCAUUUCCCUUAGUGACGGGAAAAAGACAGCGUACCCACUACACCUACAAUCAAAUGUCCACAUAGUCUCAACCGCCAAAUACGGUUUCAAAUCAAUCCUCGUCAAUUUUGGCAACUGUUUCAAAAUAUUCUACCAAGGAAAUAACAAGUUAAUUGAAAAUGAUUUAUACUACAGCAACAACAAUACAAAUAGUCUAUCAUUCAUUAACAAGAGACGAAAUAUGAAGUAA